AUGGGUUGCUGGCUCCGAAAAUUGGAAACAUUAAGAGCAUGCGAGGGUUAUAUCUAUCGGGAAAUCAAUUCUCAGAGCAGAAAAACACAUCUUCCAACUCUGUCUAUUUCCCCCAUCACCAUCAAGAGGAUUUCAUAUUUUGAAAUUCUUGAUGCUACAAAGAAAUUUCGUAAAGAGAAUUUGAUUGGCAAAGGCAGUGUUGGUUCAGUGUACAGCGGAGUAUUUUCAGAUGGAAUGAUUGCUGCAAUUAAGGUGUUUAAUUUAGAAUUGGAAGAAGCAAAGAACAGUUUUGAUUCUGAGUGCCAAAUAUUGUGCAAUAUUCGUCAUAGAAAUCUUGUCAAGGUAAUUAGUAGCUGCUCUAACGUUGAUCUUAAAGCCUUGGUGAUGGAAUAUAUGCCUAACGGAAACCUUACCAAAUGGCUAUCUUCAAGCAACUAUUUCCUAAAUUUAGCUCAAAGACUGGAAAUGGUGAUAGAUGUGGCAUCUGCGCUAGAACUUGCUUUUCACUGA
Molecule: messenger RNA, 510 nt
Organism: Olea europaea var. sylvestris
Lineage: Eukaryota; Viridiplantae; Streptophyta; Magnoliopsida; Lamiales; Oleaceae
Product: probable LRR receptor-like serine/threonine-protein kinase At3g47570
Exons: 3
Coding region: 1-510 (169 amino acids)
Biological process (GO): protein phosphorylation
Molecular function (GO): protein kinase activity; ATP binding
Source: RefSeq, a predicted model, not a curated record